GCCAGCUGCUGCGUAGGUAGCAAAACUCAUAGCAGAAAUUCCAAGGUAAACAUUUUCUGGAAGAGGGGGUUUUCUGGAAGAGGGGAAGGAAAUCAGGCAAGGAGAGGCGGCUUAGAAAGUAGAGUCCCUGGAGCCUCAGCCAAAGUUUACUGCUCCCUUAUCCAAGGUGAUCAAAGGAGCAGCAAAAGAUCUUGGAAAGGGGGAGAGCAGGGAUCUUGAAUCACUUUCCCACUCGCUUCUUCAAGUUCUUCCACCCAGUCCAAGAUGGAUGUUGGAUGUUACCUCCAACGGAUUGGAUUCCAAGGUGUCUCCACCUGCCCUUCUUUGGAGACCCUACGGUGCCUCCACCGCUCCCACCUCUUCUCGGUACCGUUUGAGAGCCUCAGCAUCCAUUGUAAAGAGCCCAUCGUUCUGGAGUUGCCCCAUUUGUAUGAGAAGAUUGUUCAAAACCACCAGGGUGGUUUUUGUUGUGAACUGAAUGGUCUUUUCCUGUGGUUGUUGCAAGCAUUAGGAUUUCAUACCAAAGUCAUAGCUGCACGUGUUUGGAACCGCUUCACAGAGUGUUACGGUCCUCCAUUGGACCACUUGGUAAUUUUGGUAGACUUGGACGGACACCAGCUUCUGUGCGACGUUGGCUUUGGAGAAGGUUUCCUGGAACCAUUAGAGCUGAAGCCAGAGUUGGAACAAGUUCAGGAAGGAGGUAUAUUUUGGUUGAGCCUGAAAGAAGCUAUCUGGGUAUUGGAGCGUCGGGAAAUUUCUGGAGGGAGGGGCAGGCCCCUCUAUAAAUUCACCCUGGAGGAGAAGAAACUAGAAGAUUUUUCUGACAUGUGUCUUUAUCACCAGACUUCACCCUGUUCCAUCUUCACGUGUAAAUCCUUUUGUUCCCUGCACAAAGCAGGUGGUGGACGUCUAACCUAUAUCGGUCAGCGCCUCAUUUUCACCAAGGGAGAGGAACGUACAGAAACGCUCCUGCAGAACUCUGAGAUCCCAACUGUUCUGUUCGAGAAAUUUGGGGUCAAAUUGAAGAGGAACUUUGAACCAAAGGAUGAAAAAAUCCUGCCACCUCCUCAAAAAGAUUAAUUGGUGGGGAGAGGGAAGGGUGAUCACUCUUCGUUUAGAUUGUAAUGAAAUAUGGAAUUGGGCAGGUUGCUCUCUUAAGGAUUUGUUCCAUGCCUAUGAUUCUGUAACG
Candoia aspera is the source of this 1189-nucleotide messenger RNA. RefSeq names its product arylamine N-acetyltransferase, pineal gland isozyme NAT-10-like. The record is from RefSeq and is a predicted model, not a curated record. The coding region runs from base 265 to 1080 and encodes 271 amino acids. Lineage: Eukaryota; Metazoa; Chordata; Lepidosauria; Squamata; Candoiidae. Gene Ontology annotation, molecular function: arylamine N-acetyltransferase activity. The transcript has a single exon.